Conger conger (European conger) is the source of this 4713-nucleotide messenger RNA. Its product is annotated as zinc finger protein 271-like. Gene Ontology annotation, molecular function: RNA polymerase II cis-regulatory region sequence-specific DNA binding; DNA-binding transcription factor activity, RNA polymerase II-specific. The record is from RefSeq and is a predicted model, not a curated record. Bases 156 to 2513 code for a protein of 785 amino acids. The transcript is spliced from 6 exons. Gene Ontology annotation, biological process: regulation of transcription by RNA polymerase II. Lineage: Eukaryota; Metazoa; Chordata; Actinopteri; Anguilliformes; Congridae.
GAAAAGCCUGGCAAAACAAAGAGUAUAAGAGGAGAGGUGCGAACAUACUUUAAUGAGUUUUCAGAGAGUACAGAGAAUAUCAGAUUUCUGUAUUUUAUAUGCAUUGAUAUAUUUUGAAUUGCAGUGAAACUACUCAAUGGGAUCACGGUGUCUGGAUGUGUGAUUUCCUAACAUUAACUUCAACAAUGUCUAAAAUAGAGCGUUUAAAUGCCCGAGUGGCGAAGCUCUUAACAGUGGCUGUGCAUGAGGUAUUGGAAGUGGUGAGAGAGACGGUGUCGGAGUACCAGGAGAAAACUGCUCGAACACAAAGAGAGAACGAGAGUCUCAGGCGGAGGCUACAGGAACUGCAAGACAAGACAAAGAGAGCGAAUAUAGAUGCACAGCUUGCUGCUCUUCCUGUUAUGAGAGGAAGGUCUCUCAUAGAGCGGCAGCACUGUGAACAGGAGUGGAGCUCCAGUCUCAGGCAGGACACAGAGCUCACACUCACUGAAGAGAAAGAGGAGAUCACAGAGGAGCACAGAAUCAGACAGAGAGAAGAGGAGGGCAGUGGACUGGAGUCUGAUCACAUGGCAGAGUCAGAGAUUGACUGUGACGUACUGAUAUCAGGACAUGGUCCACUGGGAUCUGAGGACAUUUCUCCAAAGUCUGAUGCAGCUCUGUCGGUCUACAUAUCUCACCCUGGGAUAAGUAACACUGAUACUGACUCUAUCCAUACUGUCAAUAUUUCAAACUUCCACACUCCAACCAGUUCAAAAUCUCAGGUCCUAUCCAUUCUGUCUGCUGAUGAAAUUAAAAUUGAACCCGAACCACUGGAGUACGCCACAUCCCUACAGCACACGGCACAGAUCCAUUUUUAUGAUGGUACAGAAUCAAACGCCGACAUGGUACAAGCUGAAUCAGCUCAGGACCUUCAUCAAGUUAACACAGACUCUUAUGGACUUGUGUACAUAAAUUCAGAUCAGAACACUUUUGAGGACAGAUUUACAUUUGAAAAAAAUAUUAGAUCUCUAUUGGACAGUAGAAAACACAAGCAAUAUCAAAGCAAUCAGGAGCAACCUCACUGUAUUCUAGGUGGAAAGACCUUCACUGGAGUAGGAAGUCUGAGAAUACAUCAGCGGCAUCACACUGGUGAAAAACCGUACUGUUGUAUGCAGUGUGGUCGACGGUUCAGUCAUGCAGGUGACUUCAAAAAACACAAGAGAGUUCACACAGGGGAGAAACCAUAUCGUUGUGCUGUGUGUGGAAAGGGUUUCAGUCAAUCAGGAUAUCUGAAAAUUCAUCAGAGAUAUCACACGGGGGAAAGACCCUACUCCUGCAGUCAAUGUGGAAAGAGUUUCAGUCACUCAAGUAACCUUAAAAAACACCAGCAAAUUCACAUAGGUCAGACACAGGUGAAAACAGAAUUGUGCGGAAUGUCUAAAAUAGAGCGCUUGAAUGCCCGAGUGGCGAAGCUCUUAACAGUGGCUGUGCAUGAGGUAUUGGAAGUGGUGAGAGAGACGGUGUCGGAGUACCAGGAGAAAACUGCUCGAACACAAAGAGAGAACGAGAGUCUCAGGCGGAGGCUACAGGAACUACAAGACAAGACGAAACUGAAGAAUACAGGAAAUGAACAAUCUGCUAUCCUCUCUAUCUCUGAAGAAAGGGUUCCUCCUGGGCAGGAGUGGAACCCUAACCUGAGGCAGGACAUGGAGCUCAUACUCGCUGAACAGAAACAGGAGAUGAACACAGUUGGGCACAGAAUCAGACAGAGAGAAGAGGAGGGCAGUGGACUGGAGUCAGAUCACAUGUCAGAGAUUGACUGUGAUAUAUUAUUACCAGGGCACGACAAACUUGGAUCUGAGGAUGUUUCUCCAAAGACUGAUGCCGUUCUGUCAGUCUACACUUCUCAUCCUGUGAUAAGUAACACUGAUGUGAACUCUGUUCAUACUGUCAAUAUUUCACUUUCUCCCAACACUUCCAGCUUUGGCAUUUUACCAAGUUCUGAUGAAAUAAAAACAGAGCCAGAUUCCUUAGAAUAUAACACAUCUCAGCACUCUUCUCAAAAUCUUUUUUAUGAAUGUGCGGAUACAAGAAGUAACUUGGCACAGACGGAUACCAUCCAAGAGCUUGAACAAGUUAAUACCGAGUCCUAUGGAGUUGCAUACUUUCAUUCCAACCAUAACACCUUUGUAGAUAGAUUUUCCAUUGCAAAAAAUAGAUCAGUGCUAGAUGAUAGAAAACAUAAGCAAGAUUAUAGGAAGGAGGAACAGCACCGUUGCAUUUUGUGUGGGAAGACAUUCAGUCGGGUGGGAAAUCUGAGGAUACAUCAGCGAUGCCACACAGGAGAAAAACCUUAUUGUUGCAUGCAGUGUGGGAGACGUUUCAGUCAUGCAGGCAAUCUGAAAAAACACAAGAGAGUUCACACAGGAGAGCGGCCUUACUGCUGCCAUCAGUGUGGUAAGACCUUCAGUCAGUCAAGUCACCUUAAGAAACAUCAGAAGAUUCACAUUGUCAGACAUCUUAAUGUUGCAUGAAGCAUAGACAUGAACUUUGGAGAUGUGAUUUGAGCUGGUUCUAAGGAACAUAUCUUCAAGAUGAACUGCGAUGACCUGCGAGACAUUUCAAAUCACAUUACUCAGACUUAAUGACACCAGCCUGUUGUCCAGCCAGGAAGUUUUUUUUCUCAGUUGCAAGGAAUACUAAAUCCAUUUUUCUGCACAUAGCUGUAUAAUAUCUAAACCUGUGCAUAUUCAUGCAUGAUUUUUAUAUGGUGGUAAUUACAGUUACAUUUUUGAGUGAAUAAGCUAAACAUGUUACUAAAGGCUCAUAAAUCUGUUCAAGCAUUCUGAAGGCAUAGUUUAAUUUUUGUCAAGCAUUGUGUAGAAGAGAAGGAACCUUUAUCCUCAUAUUGAUAUAUUUGUCAGAGUGUUGUAGCAGUUUGGGAUUAUGACUUGUAACUCAGUUACAUGUCCAAAUUGCAGGUAGGUUACUGUCAUUGUAAUCUUGAUCAUGGUAAUGAAGUAAAAUCUCCAGCUGCAUAAUUAAAAAUAUGGGUAAAAUGUAAUGUGAAUGUCAUUCCGUAUAAAGGCAUCUGCAGAGGAAAUGAAUAUAUUUGGGUACACAUAAUUUCCUUACACAUGCAGCAUUCUGUAUGAAUUGAUUUUAAGGUACUUGAGCUCCAUAAUGUUUGGGACAAAGACAUAUUUUCUUCUUAAUUUGGCUCUGUACUCCACAAUUUUAGAUUUGCACUGUGGUUAAAAUGCACAUUCCCAGCUGUUGAAUGUGUGUGCUUUGUUAGGGUAGGAGGUAAAACCUACAGGACGGUAGAGGGAUCAGGGUUGGGCAGUCCUGCUCUAGCUGUUGAAUGCGUGUGCUUUGUUAGGGUAGGAGUGAAAACCUACAGGACGGUAGAGGGAACAAGGUUGGGCAGCCCAAGUUCUCAGCUUUUGACAGUGUUUGGAAUCUGUUAUGGCCGUUUGUCAAUGUGAGGACAGGAGUUGUACCAAUGAAAGUCUAUGAAACCAUUAAGAGGCUGAGAAAUAAGAGGGAAACAAACCAACCAGAGACUUGCCAAAAUCAGUUGUUUGGAACAUCAUUAAGAAGAAAGAGCAUUGGUGAGCUCAGAAAUCACGAUGGGACCGCAAGGAAGAUCUCUACGGUAGAUGACUACGGUAGAUGACUGGAGAAUUUUUGCCAUAAUGAAGAAGAACCCCCAAACACCUGUCUCACUAAUCAGAAACACUCUUCAGGAGGCAAGCGUGGAUGUGUUAUAGGGCUCAUUCCAAUCACGUAUUUUUCCUCCUCUUUUAUCUUUUACUUGCUCCUGACCCGGAAAUCAAUCAAGGUCUGGCAUUUCCUUUAAGGACAUUCCUGUUAAAUGUUCCUUCUAGGAGCUACAAGUAGAAGGUAAGAACUCCCAAACUGAGGAAACAUGAGCUUAUCCUUUUUUCCUAAAGCGUGACGUAUAAAUGAUCAACCUGUGAGUCCGCCUCUCCCCAUCGGCCACACAUUUGCCACAUCUGUAACUGACGUGGCUUAACUAACACGUCUUGGCUUGACAUUUGACGGAGCAGGGACAUUCCAUUUUCCUAUUUCACGCUUUCUUGAUUUUCCUGUCUUGAAUGAUUUUUCUUUCAUCUUUUCCUCUCAAUGGGUGGAGUUAGGGGCAAGAAAAGCAGAAAGAUACUUCACAAACAGGUCUACAGAGGCUACACUGCAAGAUACAAACCACUCCAGAAGCAGGGUGGCCAGGUUACGGUUUGACAAGUUGUACCAAAAAGAGCCUGCAGAGAAACAGGUCUUGUGGACAGAUGAGGCCAAGAUUAUCAGAAUAUUGGCAAGAGCAAAGUGUGGACUGUGGAGGAUAAAAGGAAGUGCCUAAGAACCAAAGCACCCUCUUCAUCUGUGAAACAUGUAUGGCUGCCACAGGUGUUGGCUCACUUCAUUGAUAAUGUAACUGUUGAUAGCAGCAGCAGCAGCAGCAGAAUAAAUGUAAUUUAUUAAUUUAAAACCAUUUAAUUUUGAAGUGUAGGGGAGACCGGGGAUGGUUGGUACACUUUUCACUCUUUGCCGCAUUUCUCUGGCAUGAUUUGUGUUUGAAUAUUCUAACUAAUAGCAAAUUAAAGGUUAAGGUUUCUGUUGUAGUGGGGUCCCCCGAGUCUGAGAAGACCACAUUGAAAAUCCGGGUUUUAUUUUUAAUGUAAUCGUUGAAAUAAACAGUUUUAAGAUUUUGAA